CACAUGCAGUUCUCCUUGACAGGAGGGAGUGUCCAUUCACAUCCUCUUUACAAUGGAGACACUUCACAAAGAAUCAACAUUCUGUGCCAACAGGCAGCUAUCAGACUCCCCGGGUAUGCUGCUCCUUGCUCCAGAAGAAAACUGACUGUAGGGAACAGUAGAGAAAUAGCGGAGAGAUAACAAUUUGACAUGAGUGUUUCAGGCUAGGAGAGUGAUUCCUCACAGAUUUCACAUAUGUCAUGAGACUUCUGGCAUGUGUGGCUAGCUCGCAGACAGAAAACCGUCCACCAGAGACUUUUAAUGAUAUUUUAAUUAAAAAAAAAAAGUCCUUUCUGUUUUCCCUCCUCUCUGGUAGUGUUUGGCACAGCAAUCCAUUCACUCCUUUCUCUGCAGCCUGUGCUCAAGCCGGCAUGUCGGUGGGGCGUGGCUGGCUGGGGCUGGAGAGUCCCGUGAUUUAAAAAAAAAAAAAAAGAAAGAAAACCUAUGCAAAAGCAUUUGCUUGGCAAGGAGAACUGUGUGUUAUUCUGGAGGGUUGAAUCGCAGGAGCACCUGGGCCUUGCACACACCCGGAAAGAGACAGUCCCCGUCCCAAAGAGCUCACGCGGGACACAGACACAACGUUGGAUCGUUGGCCCCAGUUCAGAGCUGGGGAGCUGAGGCCCAGAAAGAUGACAACCGCCGUUCAGAAAAGCUGAUAAGCCUGAAGAGGCGACUGAGCCUGUUAGCAAAGCCGCAGGCCGUAACGGUCCCUGCUGGGCACUGGAGAAUCGGUGAAAUCUUCCCCUUCUGCUAAUUCUGGAAGAGACGGACAGAAGGUAAAAGCCAAGAUCCAUAAACGCUUCCUCCUCGUCCUUCCAGUCGGUCACACCUCCAGGGAGAUGAUGUCAUGGCACCCUCAGUACCGGAGUUCCAAGUUCCGCCACGUGUACGGCAAGCCUGCCAGCAAGGAGAAGUGCUACGACUGCGUCCCCAUCACCUGCAGCGUGCACGACAACCACUUCUGCGCUGUCAACCCCCACUUCAUUGCUGUCGUGACAGAGUGUGCAGGGGGCGGGGCCUUCCUCGUGAUACCCAUCCGUCAGACAGGCAAGCUUGACCCUCACUACCCCAGGGUGUGCGGGCACAAAGGAAACGUCCUGGACAUCAAGUGGAGCCCUUUUGAUGACUUUGUAAUCGCUUCCUGUUCUGAAGAUGCCACUGUGAAAAUCUGGGACAUCCCCAGACAUUUACUAACAAGGAACAUCACCAGUGCGAGGAAGGAGCUUCUGGGUCAUGCUCGAAGGGUGGGACUCAUUGAAUGGCAUCCUACGGCCAGCAACAUUCUCUUCAGUACUGGUUAUGAUUAUCAGAUAAUGAUCUGGAACCUCGACACAAAGGAGCCCGUAAUUCAAAAUCCGGUGAAGACAAUCAGCUGUCAUAAGGACGUGAUCCUCUCCAUGUCAUUCAACACAGACGGCAGCCUGUUAGCCACUGCCUGCCGGGACAGGAAGAUACGGCUCAUUGACCCGCGGUCAGGAGCAGUCCUACAGGAAGCCAGCUGCAAGUCUCACAGAGUGAAUAAAGUUUUGUUUCUAGGAAACAUGAAAAAGCUGCUCUCUACUGGAACAUCCCGCUGGAAUAGCCGGCAAAUUGCACUAUGGGAGCAGGAUGAUCUUUCUCUGCCUUUAGUUGAGGAGGAUCUGGAUGGCUCCUCCGGGCUGCUGUUCCCGUUCUAUGACUCUGACACUCACAUGCUGUAUGUGGUGAGCAAGGGAGAUGGGAACAUACGAUACUAUGAGAUAAGCUCUGAGAAGCCGCAUCUGAACUACCUGAUGGAAUACCGCUCCCAUCUACCACAGAAAGGAAUCGGAAUCAUGCCAAAGAGGGGCCUUGACGUGUCGGCCUGCGAGAUCUUCCGGUUCUACAAACUGAUCCCAGGCAAAAGCCUGAUUGAGCCCGUCUCUAUGAUUGUGCCUCGCCGGUCAGAGCUGUACCAGGAAGACAUCUACCCGCUGACAGCUGGAGCCCAGCCAGCACUCUCGGCGCAGGAAUGGCUGAAUGGAAUUAAUAAAGGUCCUGUCCUGAUAUCUUUGAAACCAGGCUCUGAAAUCCUGAAUUCUAAGAAAGAACCAUCACUGCGGUCCACAGAAUCAAACUGGUACCAGCACAGGACAGAAAGAAUGGCAAUGAAGGAAAUUCAGAAGCAAAGUGGGAUCCAAGAAAAGAGAGGCCAGAAAAAAGUGGAAGAAAGAUUGCAGGAAGACAGACAAAUGCGGCUUUCAAAUGGCUUCGACUUAUUCGAGUGUCCUCCACCCAAAACCGAGAACGAGCUGCUGCAGAUGUUUUACCGCCAGCAGGAAGAAAUCCGGAGACUGCGAGAGCUGGUUAGCCAGAGGGACAUCCAAGUCAAACAGCUAGAACUGGAGAUUAAAAACAUCCGCAUGGACUCGGGCAGGUACUGAGGCGACAGGCCCACUCUGCAGCCAUGGCAUGCACUGUGCCUGCAGCAGACACCGCGCUGCCUCACGAGAAUGACUCUUUUAUGUUUUGCAUUGGGAAGAAGGAGGUGAAUGCAGUGCAGACUUCCUCUGGCUCCGUAGGACGGCAGGCGGGUGGCUGUGUGCUGCAUGGGGAUCUGCUUGGCUGCUCUACAGUUCUCUCACGGCAGGUGUUCCCAGGGUAAAGGUGCUUCUAGAGCUGCAGCCAAGUCCGAGGAGACUGAGGCUGGAGCAGUGCAGGGAAGGCUCUGCUCUGCGGCCUCCAUGUGACUCCCCUGCGCACCCCAAGGGCGCUGGAGCAGGGCUGGUCAGGCUCCGGGGCUGCAGCCUCCUUGUGACUCCCCUGCGUUCUGCAGGCCUGUGGCUUUACGCAUGGGGCCUGCUGUCAGCCUGUGCUUGGACUGCAGUGCAGUGGCCCUGCCCUCCAUGGCAGGUGGGGACGGCUGCCAGUGUCAGACAAGUGCGGUAUGGAGUGGAGCCCUCGGCGGUAGCCCCUAUCUCAGAGGAACCAUCACGACACCCAGAGGGGAACUGGCCCCUGCUGCUGCUCUUCCCCUGGCCCCCACAAAAAGAGUGUUUAGCGGGGAGGGUCAUGAGAGCAAUGAACUCCUGCUGCAGCAGAAAGCCCCCAGGGCAGGCUGGAUAGCAGCCCCUGUCCCUACAGGUACUAAUCCAGCCCAGGGGCACCGGAACACGGGGGGCCAGAGGCCAUGGCUCCCAUCACUUUUAAAAGUGGGAGGGCAUAGCCACUUUUUUCCUGUCUUAAGGGUGGUGGAGAAGAGCAAGCGGCUGGCAGGGCCUUGGGCGGAAGAGGUGGAGUGAGGGUGGGGCCCUGGGGGAAGGAGUGGGGGUGGGACCGCAGUUCAGGCACCAGCGGCCCUUCCACUUCUAGUGAGCUUCUGGUGCUCCUGCCCCUGCCCCAGGGAGAUCAGGCUGCAUGCUGGCAUGAAGGCCUGUGGGCAAAAGGGGUGAUGUCAAAGGACAGCACGCUGCACUAACAAGGGACGGGAUUAUGUCACACAGUGUUCUCCGUGCUUCCUGGAGGAGGGCAGUGCAGGGGAGCUCUGCCCAGGACAUGCCCCCAGGGCACAUAGGCAAUGAGACUGCCAGCCUCGCUGUUUUAGGCCUUAGCAAGUGGGUGCUGAAAAUCCAUGUGGCUACUGUGAGAACAUCUCUGCCCCCUGCACAAGGGCUGGGUCAGGGAGUGUCCCUGCCAUAAAGCCAGUACCAGAGAGCUGGACAGGCUCUGCCUAACGCUGCGGUCUUCUCCUUGGUGUCACCUCAAGCUCCACGACUCUAAAGCUGAGGUUAAUAUCUCCCCUGAUGUUUCCCCUCCUCUGGCUUAUUCUUAACAGCUAACUACUCUGCAUAGAGCUCUGUAGGCCUGCACUGCACUACCCUGGAUGCCACAAGCCUUCAGUGCACCGCACACGGUGUUCUAGGGUGGCCCUGCUGUACAAGGCACUGUAGGCCUGCACUGCACUAUACUGGAUGCCAUAGGUCCACACUGCACGGCACGUGGUGCUCUAAGGCUGCACAGAGCACUGCAGGCCUGCACUGCACUAUACUGGAUGUCAUAGGCCCACGCUGCACUGCACAGAGCACUGUAGGCCUGCACUGCACUAUACUGGAUGCCAUAGGUCCACACUGCACUGCACGUGGUGCUCUAAGGCUGCACAGAGCACUGCAGGCCUGCACUGCACUAUACUGGAUGCCAUAGGUCCACACUGCACGGCACGUGGUGCUCUAAGGCUGCACAGAGCACUGUAGGCCUGCACUGCACUAUACUGGAUGUCAUAGGCCCGCACUGCACUGCACAGGGCACUGUAGGGCUGCACGGCACUGUAGGGCUGCACUGCACACAGGGAGUGACAGCCCAGAGUCAUGUUAACUCUGGCACAAAUCUCUUGGGCCCAGCUGGAGACUAGGGCCCAUUGCUUGCCCCAAACAGCUUGACACUCUCCAACCUUCCCAUUAAAGAGGCUUGAAGCCCUUAUCUGUCUGUGAGGCUUCCUUCUCCUCCUUGUACAUGCAGCCCAUUGCCAAACCUGCAGCCAUCUCUGCACUAUCUCAGCUUUGUCCCAUGUCCUCUCCUGCCUAAACACCUGCAACUUCCCCUUCCCUGGCCUCCCCCAGUCCCAUCCUGUCCCCCCACCCCCCUCACCACAGGGGCACCCACAUCAUUUUCCUGACCUGACUUCCCUACCUGCCUGGAUGCCCCAUUGCUUCCAGCCACUUUUGGCUCAGCCUCUGCCUACUGCUGGGCUCUGCUGCCUCAUCUGCUCCUCUCUGUACCAUCCAAAGUGCACAUCCACCCCCUCUUCUGCCUCCUUCAAUCAUGCCUCAUUGCAGCUCCUUCCACGCUGUCCCACCCACUGUGUCUGCAACAGCUUCCCAGCCACUGCCCUGUACCCAAACACUGCACUGCAGUGUCAGGCUUCUGGCCCUGCAGGGAAGGUGUGGGUCAGUUACAGGCCUGGCCCUGACGGCUCCCACCUCUGAUGCUAUGUGAACAGAAAGCAAGGGUGUAUGCGGGAGCCGGCUUUCACCUGCACUCCGAUAAGGGGAGUCCGUCUGCUGGGGAAUGGGUGGGAACAGGGCUGCAUGCCAGGUCCAGUCUCUGAACUCAGCCAUUUCCCAAGUGACAGAAAGAAGAAUGGCUGUAUCUAAAAGGCACUGCAACAACUGCAAGAGAGAACUGAGGGCUGUGUCCUGCAAAACGCCCACGGGCCCAGAACUUGCUAGCCCUGACUCCCAGCAGAAUGCCCGGAAGAGACGUGUUUGCAGGGUUGGGCCCAAACAUGCUUAAACUCUGGUACAUAGAAGUCAAAGAAGACCUGCAAUAGCCUCUCCUUUAGCUGCGUGGCAGGGAGAGUUCACACAGCCUCAUGCAGCUCUAAAUAAGAGCCAGUGAACGUAGGUGCUUAAACCAGUCACACACUUGCUUGCUUCACUGUAAACUGGUCCCCUUUAUUGGCCAAGGGGGAAACUAUGUUCUUCUUUGUGCCCUUGUGUGUGCCCCACCACACCUGCAUACAUGCCUCUCCAGCCCUUGGUCAGAGAUUUUCCAUUGGCAGCGUCUGUCCAACCACGCGUGUGCUCUACACCAGUGCUUCUCAAGCUAGCUGAUGUGGGGGACUGGCAAUUUUUUUCCCCCCAAUGUGCAUGCAGACCGGCAGCUGAUAGGUCAUGGACCGGCACCGGUCUGCGGACCACCACUGUGAGUAGCACCGCUCUACGUAACCUUGGGGCGCCACCAUCCUGCCAACAUAUAAACAGGCAGAUGAGAAAUACUAUUUUUAUCCCAGGGACUCAGAAUAUUUGUUUUCCUGCUGCCCCUCACCCCAAUUCCCUUGUGAUGGAUGCUGUAAAAGAGUGGGGUAAGUGGUAUUACUCCAGGUUUACUCCUUAUGGUAAGAACCAGGAAAGGCUUGACCUUUUUGGAUGAAAGGCAUACUCAUCCGCAACCCUCCAAUUUUGGACUGCAAACAGCCAAUUGUGGCCAAGUAUGAUUAUACAAAUUACAACAAGUUUGCAUUCUUUAUUGAACAUCUUCCACAGAAGCACAGAGAACACUUCCAGGCCAUCAUUAAAUAGGGUCAGUUAUUAGCCAGAACCUCUCUUCAAGUGUCUUUAGAUCAGGGGUGGGCAAACUACAGCCCGUAGGCCACAUCCGGCCUGCAGGACCGUCCUGCCCAGCCCUUGAGCUCCCAGCUGGGGAGGCUAGCCCCCCGCCCCUCCACUGUCAUCCCUCCUCCCCUGCAGGUGUUGUUUGCCGCGCGGCAGCAUGGCUGGCUCCAGCUGGGCCAUGUGUCUUCCAGUCCUGCCACUCUGAGUGGCAUGGUAAGGGGGCAGGGAGCAGGGGCUUGGAUAAGGGGGAAGUCAGGGGACAGGGAGCAGAGGGUGGUUUGAUGGGGCAGAGGUUCUGGGGGGGCGGUCAGGGGACGGGAAGCAGGGGGGUUGGAUAGGCAUGGGAGUCCCAGGGGGCCUGUCAGGGGUGUGGAUAGGGGUUGGGGCAGGUGGGGUUGGUUAGGUCAGGGAUUCUGAGGGGGGCAGUCAGGGGUGGGAAGCGGGAGAUGGCAGAGGCCAGGUUGUUUGGGGAAGUACAGCCUUCCCUACCCGACCCUCCAUACAGUUUUGCAACCCCGGUGUGGCCCUUGGGCCAAAAAGUUUGCCCACCCCUACUUUAGAUGCUGCUGCUAGAUUCAUUUGCACGGUGUUUGUCACGUGCAGGGUGUCAUGACUCCAGUCAUUGGGGUUUCGGAGGGAGGUUCAGAAUAUGUUGAGGACCUCCCAUCUGACAAUCAAAAGCUCUUCUUGGGAGCUCCAGAGGAGUCCCUGCACAUGCUGGAGGACUCGAGGGCAACAUUCCGGUCUCUGGAUAUAUACACCCCUACAAACGAGAUUUAGCAGGUCUCAAGCUGCCCAGAGAUCACACCCAGCUCAGUUCUCUAGUUUUCACAGAGCCACCAAACCUACUAGAAAAAGACAAGGGUUCCAGAGGAAAGGAGCUUCUCACUCCCCUUUAGUGAGUGCCCAGUUGUCAUUAAAACAGCAUUUUUGACAGGUUUGACCUCCCUCCACUCCAGUUUGCAAGCUAGCAACCUUUUACCCACCUCUCCUCUUUUGGAGCCCACCUUCCCAUUUCAAACAGGCCUGGUGACAUGUUACAACAAAACAAGUGGGUGAGCACCAUCCACUUCACAUCCCCCCACCCUGUCCAUCUUCCGGGACCCCUCUCAUGAGACUAUACUGAGCCAUGAGGCACACUCCUGCCUUCAUUUAGGAGCAACAGAACACAUCCCAUCCCCUCACACGGGAAAGGGGUUUUACUCACAGUAUUAUCUUGUACCAAAGAAGGAUGGAAGGUGGGGGUCUGACCUCAGAUCUAAAAACAACCGAACAAAUUUGUAAAGCCUCAAAAGUUCAGGAUGGUGACUGGCAGCUAUAAUUCCCUCUCUAGAACCAGGAGAUUGGUUUUCAACCCUGGACUACAAGGACGCCUAUUUCCAUAUAGCGAUACAUCCUGCACACAAGAGAUACCUGUGUUUUCACCAUGGGACAGGUGUAUUUCCCUUUGGCUUCUCUUUGGUCCCAAGGGUGUUCUUGAAAGUUCUAGCAGUAGUGGCUGUUUACCUUCGACAAGAAGCGAUUUUAGUCUUCCUGUAUCUCAACGACUGACGCCUCAAAGGCCAAUCUUACAAACUAGUACUAACUUCCACCCAGACAGCUCACUCUUUUCCAGGAGUUGGGUCUCCAGCUAAAUGUGAAGCAGUCCAAGAUAGCACCUGAACAGAGAAUACAAUUCAUAGGGACAUAUUUACAGUCGCUGGCAGCCUUUCUUCCCAAGGACAAAUUGUUAAUUCUGUUGAAUCUGUUCAGUAUGAUUCAAGGAAACCCCUGUACUAAAGUAAGGAACUGUUUGCAGCUCCUGGGUUGUAUGGCCGCUUGCAUCUUUGUGACUGAUUACACAAGAUUAUGCUGCCUGCUGCUUUCAGGGCUGGUUCAGGAGGAACUAUUCCUCAACCAAAGACAGCUUGGACAGACAAGUCCCGUCCAGGUAAAUAACUCUCUGGACUGGUGGAAGAAUCAACUCAUUGUCUGCGCAGAUGUCCCUUUCAUCCACCCAGCUCUGACAAUAACUGUGACAAUGGAUACAUCACUGUUGUGAGGGUAUUGAGAUGUGCCCCCCCCCCCCCAACUCAGAGCAGUUGGUCAUCUCAGGAAGCCAGUCUCCUGUUGGAAGUCAGCGCUGUCAGGAAUGCCUGUCUUCCAUUCAUAUGUGUCAUCAAGGGCAGAUCCAUCAGGAUCAUGACGGAUAAUGGCAAGAUCCCCUCCCUGUGCGCCAAAGCUAUAAAAUUGUGGAACUGGUGUAUAGCCCAUCAGAUUCAGAUCUCGGUCCUCUCCCUUUCUGGAGCCGAGAAUGCCACAGCAGAUCUGCUCAGCAGGUGCUUCUCCAAGGGCUACGAAAGGGAGUUGGACUCUCAACUUUUUCACAGGACACUCCAGAGGUGGGGACUUCCCAAGGUGGACCUAUUUACCACAUUCGGCAACAAGAAGUGCUCCCUUUUCUGCUCAAGAGGAAGCUUAGGUUGCCUCUCUUUGGGACACGCUUUUCUCUUUCUCUGGUUGAAGGGCCUGUUGUACGCAUUCCUCCGACACCACUAAUUCUAAUUCUGGCAGAUGAAUAAAAUCAGACAGGACAAGGCCAGGGUUAUCCUCAUAGUAUCAGCUUGGCCUGAGGCAAGCUUGGUAUUCUUAAUCUGCUUCACCUGUGUGCGCAACUGGGAUUCAAUCUCCUCUCCCAGGAUGCAAGUUGGGUGCUUCACCCCAACCUGGGGGCGUCUGUCUCCAAGCAUGGCUCCUAGAUGGUUCACUGGGUUAGAAUCCAUCUGCUCAACAGGAAUACAUCCAGUAUUACUAAAAUAGUAGAAGGGAGUCAACUCAAAUUACAUAUCUUCAGAAAUGGAAAAAGUUCAGCCACCGAUGUCAGCAUCACCUCCUUGUGCUUGAAUCUUGGCUGCUCUCAGUCAUCUUGGGUUAUCUGUUGUAUUUUAAAAUAUUGGGUUUAUCAAUGAGUUAUAUUAAGAUUCAUCAGGCUGCUAGAUCAGCAUUUCAUUCCCACUAGAGGGGUUUUCUGUGUUUGCUCCCCCAGUUUUAUUAAGGGUUUCAGGAAACUUUACCCCCCAGGUUAAGGAUCCUACUCCAACUUGGGACCUCAACCUGGUACUUAGAUACUUUAUGGGACCUGCAUUUGAGCCUGUGGAACCCUGGUUCAUCUAUCUAUUACUCCUGGGGGGAUUCUGCGCCCGCACACAAACACACAAUUCUGCAAAUUUUAUUUGUCAAAAUAAUCUACUAUAAUCACACCAGUUUCAAUUGUUUUGGUAAAUUAUUUAAACUACCAAACAGAAAAAAAGUCACAACAAUUAAGCGUUUCCUAAACACAUGAAAGUUACAAAUACUUGGUAACUAAUACCCUGCAUUCCAGUUAUAAUCCUGGAUUUUUCAUUUAAAUUACAUUACAGAACACCAAAACAGGAAAAAAAAAUUAGACUGUCAUUUUAACUUGCUCAGACUUUCACACAUGGAAGUCAUACGGUUUUGCUAAUCAUUGUCCUGGACCUAGCUGGGUACUUUGGGAAGUGCUUGGUUCCGAUUAUCCUGACAUUUUAUUGAUUACUUGGUAAAUGUUUUAUUUGCCCUCAAGUUUUUGUUUUUUUUUUUAAAAAAGGGGUAGGUAAAAAAAAAUCUAACCCCAUUGUGCCACUUUGGCACAGGAAAAAAGGUGAGAAAGCACAUAGAUCUUCCUAGCUGAUUCCCUUACUGUCAUUUGUAAGGCUUUACAUCACUCUGGCAAUGUAGGGGCUUUAAAACUUUUACAGGUUUUUUCCCCUCCUGUGGGCAUUGACCGAGAAUGGGAGCUGUUAACUAACAAUGGAAUAAUUAACCAUGUUACAUUUCUGCCUUAGAGAAUGAGAUAAAUUAACCAACAACAGAAACAUUAACAAAAUGUGUUUUUUUUACAAAAGCUAUUUUCUUUAACUUAAAAAGAAUUUUUCAGUAACAUGAUAGUAAUAUUAACUAAGUGUUUUUUCAAUUCUCAAGAAGGUACAUUUUACUAGGUAGGCAGGCUGCUGUACUUCUGCCUUGGGGACAGAGCCUUCCUCCUGUGUAAAAAAAAGACCUGCCCUCCUCCAUGCCCCUUGGGCUGCAGUAUCCAGAGAGAGAGGGACAGAGUUUCUCUUGCUUGUUGGCCAACCCCACCCCUUGAGGUUAUCAUCUCCCUGCAGGCAUGCACACCCAGCCCCCAUCCCCUGCAGUGAUUUGCGUUUCUGAAGCUGCUCCAGGCAUGCAGGAACAGCCGUGCUGCCGGGGAAGAGACGCGUGUCCCCCUGAAGAUUUUUUGCGUUUUUCUGCGUGGGGGGCAUAGAAAUGUGGGCCAUAUAAACUCUGCGCCCCAACAUGGGCGCAGAGUUCUGCCAGGAGUAAUCUAGGAAGAUGGCCUUUCUAAUACCUACCAUGUCAGCCUGCAGGGUGUGAGAGAUUGGAGCCUUAACGGUAUUUUUCAGGGACAAGAUCUCCUUAUGGUCACAUCCAAAGUUCUCACCUACGUGCUGUCAGAUUUUCAUCUUAAACAAGUAUAUUCAUCUACAAAUAUAUUUUCCUAAACCCCAGAGGCCACAUGAGACCUCCUUUCAUACCUUAGAUGUACGUUGGUCAUUUGCCUUUUACCUGCAUAGGACCAAGCAGUUUCGGAAAUCACCUAGAAUGUCUCCAUCACAGAAGGAUCUAGGGGGUCCAUGAUUUCUUCACAGAGACUGUCGAGAGGGAUCUUUGGGAAUCUUGUUGCUUACCAUGAUCCAGCUGGUACUUUGGCUCCCCGGAGGGCAAUAGCACACUCUGCCAGAUCACAGACAACUUCCAGCGUGUUACUCAAAAACAUGCCAGUAUCCAGGCAGAGCUGCUACACAGACAUCAGUGCAUACCUUUACUGAACACUGCACCUUGGUCCAUGCCACCAGCUGGGAUGUGGCACUUGGACUGGAUUCCAAAGCUCCCUGUGAGGAUAUUGCUCAGAAAUCACCUGAAGUGGGGCACCUAAAGGGCCGUUAUCUGCAAUAACUGUGGUUUUUUGAGAUGUGUCCUCCUAUGGGUGCUCCACUACUUGUCUGCUUUGGGCUGUUCUUCGUUGGACAGUGGGAUAGAGAAGGAACCAAGGAUGAUUUGCCCACACAACCCUCAGAGCGUGCCACAAGGUUGUAUAGAGCGCAUGCGUGGGCAGAACAAACAGUGCUACCAGAAAACCUCAAAUCAAGGGCUCAAGUGGUUCAUGUGCCCCUGAAAUGAGCACCCAUACGGGCACCCAUCUUGAAGAACCACAGUUAACGUCACAAGGUGAGUAACCCUUUCUUCAUAGGCCACACACUGCUUUAUACUUGGCUUUCCUCAUCGGCCUCGCCACGCUGUGGUGCAAAAGAAACACUAGUUAUGCUGGCGGUUGUUUUGUAUGGAGACCUCACCUCUCUGCAUGGUUCAGCAUCAUCGUUCAUUGCAGGGGUGGCUGCAGGGCUGGACACAUGCACCCAAAUCAUCGUUUCCAAAGGUUAGGCAAAUUAGAGUCGGGCAUUUUUUUUUUUUUAAAAAACCAGAAAUGUGAUACUGUGUGCAGCUCUGAAAAGGAACAUUUCAACAACAGGUUUUCAUGGAAACUUCCAGGCAUCCUUUGUGUGAUAAAUCAUUUUCCAACCAGCUCUGAUAAAAACUAGACACAUCAGAGACAACCUUAUUGAUAAAUGCAGUAUCAUGUCUUUUCAUGCCAGGACAAGGUAUAUUUUCUUUAUUUUUAGUUUUGUUUCACAUUCAGAAUAAAUUUGUCAGGUAAAACAGGAAAAUCAUCUUUACAAGGCAUUUUUGAGUCUUCUUACAGAUUGUGUUUUUGUUUAUGCAUAUGACCAGAUUGCCUUGAAAUUGAUCAGGAAUCAUGGUUUUUAACCAAUCAUCAAUAGACUUGUUGAUCUCAAUGUUUACUUGAAAAGAUAAUCGUUGUGUUUAUUGUUUACUGUCCACCUUUCAGAGAACAAAAAAAAAAAAAAAAAUCUAAUCAGCACUUGAAUAUGAUCUUUUAAAUAAUACCUCUGUGUCAAUGUAGACAUUGAAAUACAAUUCAUUCUGGAGCUGAAAUUAGUCAUAAAUCUUUUACAGAAAGAAAAGUAACGGCAGCCAUUGGUUUAUGCUUGAUUAACCUGUGCCUAAAUGUGUGUGUGAAUGAUGAUUGACAUUGUUUCUUAAAUUCCUUGUAUCUUUGUAAAAAGUAGAAAAAAAAAAGGGAACACACAAAAGGAAAAUGGAAUUGUGCAAUGUGUAAAGCAAAUAUAACUAAAGAACAAAGAGCUGGCUAGAAUUUUACUUUUUAAUAUAUUAAGGGUUUGUUUUGCUAAUGGUUAAUUUACUUAAAGAACAAUUCAACACCAAGGACUACCUGAGCAGGCUCGGCAAUGUGUUUCUCUGACUGUUCCCUUUGCUCAUGUGGAUGGGUGGCCUUAUGUUAGUUGGCAGGUACAGUACAUUAUUGUAAACCCACGUAUAUCUUCUUAUGAACCUUCCCACCUGGGCACCCAGGUAGGGUACUCAUCUCAGUGCCCUUUAUACUGUAUUAUAUUGGUGUGUUUAGCCAAUUUCUAAUAAAACUAAUAUUUAAACAUUGAAA
This is a messenger RNA of Chelonia mydas (Green sea turtle), 12687 nucleotides long. It is a transcript of the gene CORO2A, whose product is annotated as coronin 2A. Bases 879 to 2441 code for a protein of 520 amino acids. NCBI's taxonomy places the organism in Eukaryota, Metazoa, Chordata, Testudines, Cheloniidae. Gene Ontology annotation, biological process: actin filament organization. Gene Ontology annotation, molecular function: actin filament binding. The transcript has 13 exons. The record is from RefSeq and is a predicted model, not a curated record.